This is a messenger RNA of Lindgomyces ingoldianus, 2305 nucleotides long. RefSeq lists its product as uncharacterized. The record is from RefSeq and is a predicted model, not a curated record. The coding region runs from base 306 to 1970 and encodes 554 amino acids. Lineage: Eukaryota; Fungi; Ascomycota; Dothideomycetes; Pleosporales; Lindgomycetaceae. The transcript is spliced from 3 exons.
CGAGAGAGCAAGGAGAUGUUCUUUCCCUUCUCGUACUGACAGCAGAGCCUCAUCAGUAACGUGGUGCCUCGAGCCUUAUAGCCUCUGGGGUCCUAAGGAAAAGCCGAGAGUUAAGAGAACUCCAAACUCCAUCCGUGCCAAUGAGCUCAAGUCCCCUUCAAAUCUUCAGGCCACUCCGGACUGGGGUGAAUGCCUCAGUCCCGACUGCUCCUCUACCAGCAACAUUAGGUCCACAGCAUAGCCUUCCUACAGUGACGAAACCGGGCAGGUUUGGACCCUUCGUCAAAUAUUUCUUCAAACCUGCGAUGGCCACUUUGGUUUAUUCCAUCACUCUUUAUAUCGCCGCUUCUGCUCCUUACCGGCAUACUCUCCUUGGAAGCGUUUCCGCCCCUCUUGGUAACUGGUUCUUAACUAUACUCGCCAAAGCUGGAGACAUCAGUUUCGCGUUUGCUGUCGAAGAUACCGUUGAUACUUUGACCUGGCGAAGGCUGAAGGAAAUGAGGCGCAUUGGUGGGCGAGGUGUCUUUAGUGGAGUAAAUCUGGGGUGGUUUCUUGCGUUGAUUUCAAGUACUGGAGCGGAGGGCUUGCUUAGAAUCCUCCGGAAAUCGUCUCGUAAAUUUUUGCCGCGGAAUUCAGCUGGAGUCUGGAGUCUGGUGCGACUAGGAUUCAUUUUUGCACUGAUUCCUGGGCCAGGAAUCAUUCUGAUGGCGAGUGUUCCGCAAAGGGAUGUAUAUUUUCCAGUACGAACUCUCGAUGUCUCUGGAGGUCUAGCACUCUACGACCCGGGGCUAGCAAGCACCUACCGCUCCAUGUCAAGCGUCUAUACAUCCAGAUUUGCGCAGAAUAUGCUGAAAGACCGAUCCAUCUCGUGGCCAAUGGAUCCUAUUAGUGAAAGUUGUAAAACGAAUAGUUCAUGCACCUCAUAUCUUCUCGCUGGUCCUUCUUUGACGACAGCCCCAUGGCCAUUUGCUUUCAUUGAAGGUGACGCUGCCGAUGGAUUUCGCCUCGAAGAUGCAUCGUUUUAUCAGGUGGACCUUUGGGAUCCUGCACCGAAUACAUUGACCUUUAGUGAGUCUCGCGAUUGUACCCUGUAUGGAGGAUUGGACUCGUACUACGAAUUUUCCAUGGACAUUUGCCUAGCGCAACAAUCUCCCGAUGGUCUGCUCGCAGCAGGUUGGCAGAGCUGCAUAAAAGGCUAUGCACCCAAUGGAACGUGUCUUCAACCUGAGAAUGCACGUGGUUGGGUGACGUACUUAAAGUUCUACAGACGCAAAGCGACUAUUACCUUCUCGCGCUCAGACACAACUAUUCAGGAAGUAAGAGCGCUUUCUUCGCCCAUUCCUCAGCAAAUAUCUCCUUCGCAGCUAUUUGGGUCUCUCAACAACGUUUUAUAUCGGCCUAGCCAUGCCAAUGAAAGUGGAAACGAUAUUCGAUACGAGGGGAAGUCUGCCCAAUACCAACUAACACAGCUGCUGGGUGGAACGCUUUUCUUCUCGUUGGCAAAACCAAAUGCGUAUGCCCUUGAUUUUGGAAUUUCCUGGCUUAGGAACAUUCUCACCAUGCCCGUGUAUCUCUUCCAGCCGACUGCAAUGGCGUACGCCAACCAAUCUGUCAGUCUCGGCAAUGUAUCGGAUCUUGAGGCGCCGAAUCUACCAGCCGAGAACUAUAUAAAAGGUUCAUACUGUAUCGUUGACCAUCGCGCGAUUCCAUCAUGGGGAGUAGUAGUCGGGUAUGCGAUCGUCGCUGGAUUUGUCUUAAUAUUCGUUUGGUCAGGCAAACUGGUAGCAACCCUGUGGCCUGCAAUCGAAACGACGGAAUUCCCAAUGCUAGACUAUGAGGUACUGACUCUGCUUGUGGAUGAGUGUGGUCAUGAAGUGCCAUUGCGAGACCGCUUUACCUCACAAGCCUACGAGGAAACGACGGUAAUGGACGCUAUGUCAGACUUAAGAAUCGGAUUGAGGGAGGUUUAAGGAGUGUAUAGGGGAGAUUUUGAAGUUUGAGAUUCUCGGGCAGAGGUUGAGGGAAGAGAGAACCGACAUAAAGAUUGUUAAAUAUAUCGUCCGCGUGGUUACUUUAAGGAUUCUGAGUGAGCUGGUAAGAGAGUUGAGUGCAGAGAUAACUCGAGCCUAACUUCGUUGAUUCAUGGCUCCCUCGGCUGGCGUAAGGAGUGCUGUGGCAGGAAGUCGCGUACCAAAAGCCAGGCGCUCGUGGGCUCUGAAAAGAAAGGCCAUCCUCAUCCUAGGCACCCUCCCAGCAUCCUCUCCAGACGCCUCUGGAACCAUUCUAUUCUAGAUCAAUAUAUUCC